AUGUUGAAUUUAGAAAAACUCAGUUUAUAUCUUAUUGUUCGUAACAAGGACACAUUUGUGGAUGGCAAUGAUUUGAAGAAAAAUGUUGUUAAAAUUAUGCCACGAUUAAAUCAGUGUCUAUUUAACAUUAACUCAAGUAUUUCUCUUCGUAAUCAAAUUAAUUUACCAUCGAAUGAAGAUAUUCAACGUACAUUCAAAGAUUUUCCAAAUAAUCAUAUUAUUUCUUGUGUUGAUCACUCCUCUGAAAUUGAGCGAAGUGAAUGCCAUAUUUAUUCAUAUCCAUAUACACUGAAACGUUACGAACACAUAACCAAUAGUUUUCCAGGUGGAUUCUUUAAAAGUGUUUGUGUUAUAUCAUUGUUUGAUGAGCGACCUUUUGAACAUGAAUUUUUUCUUCGAAUUGCUCAAUCAUUUCCAUGUUUGAAAGAAUUAACAUGA
Messenger RNA from Rotaria socialis, 438 nucleotides. Lineage: Eukaryota; Metazoa; Rotifera; Eurotatoria; Philodinida; Philodinidae. The record is from the annotation of a GenBank genome assembly.